AUGGUCAAGACAAGUAAAACUGGGUCCAAGAUAGCAGUUUCAGCACAGAGAGGGGCUGAGGUUUCUAUGGGCACAACCCCUCAGCGGGGACAUGGGUACGUUCUUACCUCAAGCCAGCGAAAUGCUGCAGUCUCCCUGAGCCCUUCCCAGCGAAGAUCAGAAGCUGCAACUCUCACCACUCCUCAUUCAACAUCAGACUAUCCUCGAUCUUUCUCCCCGAAGUCAGGGCCCAAUGUCUCAGCAGUACCCAUCCCUCGGGGAACUGAGUCGCGUUCAAGAACAGAAGGAUCCCGCCAUUCCUCUCCUCAUCGAAAGAUCCAGCAGACACCAACUUCCCAUUCUGUAAGCAUACAUCAGAAUGUUAGUCCAGUCAGAGAGGAAGCAACACGAAGAGGUGGUGAGACCAAGCCAUCACGUGAGGUCGGCCAUCAUGCCUCAUCAACCCCAGAUGCCAAAUCCUUUCGUCGGUUGAGUUUUCUAGACCACAAGGAUAACUUACAAUCACAAAUCUUAGAAGAUGACCUGCCUUCCAAGGUCCAGAACCCCCAAGGGGUCAGAGUUCCCCGUAGGAUUUCAGCUUACCCAAAGGAUGAAGCAGUACAAACUGAGCCCAUCCGAAGGAUUUUGACUGCUAGUGAGGUCAAAUCUCCAAGGAGUCCCUCUAGCCCAGAGCGUGGCAGCAGCCGUGUCUAUGAACAUCGGACAGUCCAGAAAAGGACACCUGGAGAAGAGCCAGAAACGGGUCCCCACCGCUCAGUUCCUCCAGACCCCAAGGCCUUGUAUAGGAAUACGAACUUGGAAUCAUCCCUCAAACUCUCUGUCCUUAGGGAUUUGGAUAGUGGACACCGAGUUUCUGUGCGGCCAGACCCUGCGUCUCUCCGAAAGCAUUAUGCCUACCCCGAAACCAAGCCCUCUGCAAAAGUCUUAAUAUCAUCAGAGGUGGAGUCCAACAUGAGGUCCCCAAUCCGAGGAGACAGUGAGGUUGGCCGCAGGGUCACCAUCUCUGCAGGGGAACAGCCAGUACAGUCAACUCACCGUAUGACAGCUCGAUCAGUGUCUGGGAGCCCCCACAGAUCUUCCAUGUUUGUCACUCCAGAGCCCAUUUAUAAACAGAAAACCCAAAGACCCAGAGAAAGUAUCUACAUGUCCUUAGCACCCUCACGAAAGUCCUCCAUCCACGCAGAACUGGAACUGACUCCUCGGCCCUUGCCACCUAGGUCCUUACCUCGGUAUGAGCCCGACUCCUCAUGGUGGGACUUACUGAAUCCUGAAGUGGAAACGCCACAAAGCCGGCCGACAACACCUGAUUUUGAGCCUAAGUCCCCUUCUUCCCUAGACCCUUUAUUGUGCCAUUUUAAAAUGGACUCAAGCCCUUUCUAUGAGGACAUGAUGUUCCAGAGAGAGAAGGCAAGCCCAUCACCACCACCACCAAAGGAUUCUCCAAGUCGGGCACCACUGAGGGAAGUGUCACAGGCCACCAAGCACACCUGCAAACAACCCAUUCAAAGGUUUAGUGCUUUCUUCCUGGAUGUCUCUGAGGAAAUGUACAAUCGUGUCAUCUGGUGGCUAAAAGGUCUGUGCUUUUCUGUCCUGUGGGCCCAUAGUGGAGGAUUGGGGGGUGGGAAGACAGGUGAGAGGGUGGUGUCUAUGUAUCUGUAG
Molecule: messenger RNA, 1659 nt
Organism: Propithecus coquereli (Coquerel's sifaka)
Lineage: Eukaryota; Metazoa; Chordata; Mammalia; Primates; Indriidae
Product: chromosome unknown open reading frame, human C17orf47
Exons: 2
Coding region: 1-1659 (552 amino acids)
Source: RefSeq, a predicted model, not a curated record